UUAUGAUUUAAACAUCUACAAGAUGGUUCAUAAAGUAAAUUAUAUAUUUAUUAUUUCAUUUACUGUACGUGGAGACUCACAAAAGAUCGACACGAGCCUACAACAAAUGGAUAACAAAAGAGGCAGAGACAGAUGGGAUCCGUGGUCCUGCUUUUAUGCGUUGCCAUGCUUCCAGAUCUCGAUUUGCAUUGUUGACAUGGUUGGAUCUUGCUGUUCUGCCAUUUAUUAUCUCUCCUCCAUCCCCGUCCUCCUCCUCCUAACUCAUUCUUCAUUUAUGCAGACAAGCUUUGGCCAUCUUAAGAUAAAAUCCAGUAAUUUGCGAUGCUCAUAAGUUACACGAUCUUUAUCUAGUUUAAGUUAAACACGAGAUCAACUACAAUUGAGCAUGGAUUAGAUUAGACCUUGGUUUAUUAGCUGAUACCCUUAGCUACUCCUCACCCCCUCCAACCUGUAAUGACUUAGAUCAGACUGCUAAACUAUGCGUUUUAUUAGUAGAGACCACGAGAUAAUGUUGGGUCGCCACGUGUUCCGUCCCACGUCUGUUCCCUCUCCGCGCAGAACGGCGAGUGGAGUCCUGAGCGCCAGCCCAUUCCGUGCUUCCUCUGUUCUUUAAUCCCAUCUCAUCUCCGACGCACUCCUUUCUCUACUUAUAAAUCCCGUUUCCUCUCCUCUCUCUCCACCGAUCAGCAGAAGAAGCCAAAGAUCAGACAGACAGUUAAGCAAGCAUACCCGAGAUUGGAAAGACGAGAUGAUCUCCGGAUUCCGCCGCUCCCUCUCUUUAUCGGGCCUGAGCCCUAACGCCAGCCCCGCCCGCCGGCGCCCCCGCGACGCGCCCCGACACGCGCGUUCCGCCAGCCUCCCCUGCCGCUCCCAGUCCGCCCUCUCCCUCAUCCAGGACGAGAUACGCUCCCUACGCUCCGGCACCGCCUCCGAUCUCGAGCGGAUCGACCGCCUUCUCGCGGCACUCGACGACCUCCUCCGCCUCUCCCGGAUCCAGGAUCCCCUCCGCCGCUGCCCCGCCUUGGCCGAUCGCCUCCUCGACGGCUUUCUCCGCCUCCUCGACGCCCAGGGCUCCUUCCGCUCCGCCGUCCUGGCGCUCGGGCAGCACCACGCGGAGGCCUGCACCGCAGUCAGGCGGCGCGACCCGGUGCGGCUCGCCUCCGCCGCCCGGUCCCUCCGGCGGGCGGAGAAGGAGCUCGUCCUGCUCGCCACGGCCAUCAAGGAUCUCACCAGAUGUCCACCCUUCACUCCGGGGCUCUGGGCGGACGCGGCCGAGGCCGAGGUCGCAGGGAUCGUCACUGAAGCGGUGGCAGCGACGGCGACCGCGAUGUCGGCGGUUUACCUGGGGAUCGCGGCGGUGUCGUCCGCAGCGGCAUCAGCGGCGGCGGCCGCCUCGACGUCGAAAGACUCGUGGAUGGUGCGGGCAUUGAGGAGGCCGUCGCCAUCGAAAAAGCGUGAAGCAGAGGAAGCGGAGAUGGGGGCGAUGGAGAAGCUGGAGGAGAGGAUGGAGGGAUUGGAGGAGGGAAGCGAGAGGGUGUACAGGAGUUUGGUGAACAUAAGAGUAGCCCUCCUCAACGCUCUUACUCCCUCUUUGUAGAAUGGCGAACCAAAGAAACACUACCGAAGAGUGUACAGACGAUGAGGAUCAAAGGGGAAUGAGAUGAUCAUGUUCUCUCUUUAUAAAUGGAACGGUUUUGACUAAUAUAAUUUGAAUCGUUGUUGUUA
This is a messenger RNA of Musa acuminata subsp. malaccensis (wild Malaysian banana), 1725 nucleotides long. RefSeq lists its product as uncharacterized. NCBI's taxonomy places the organism in Eukaryota, Viridiplantae, Streptophyta, Magnoliopsida, Zingiberales, Musaceae. The record is from RefSeq and is a predicted model, not a curated record. Gene Ontology annotation, biological process: root development; shoot system development.